This is a messenger RNA of Leptopilina heterotoma, 1502 nucleotides long. RefSeq names its product zinc finger protein 679-like. Gene Ontology annotation, biological process: regulation of transcription by RNA polymerase II. Gene Ontology annotation, cellular component: nucleus. Gene Ontology annotation, molecular function: RNA polymerase II cis-regulatory region sequence-specific DNA binding; DNA-binding transcription factor activity, RNA polymerase II-specific. NCBI's taxonomy places the organism in Eukaryota, Metazoa, Arthropoda, Insecta, Hymenoptera, Figitidae. The record is from RefSeq and is a predicted model, not a curated record. The transcript is spliced from 2 exons. Bases 227 to 1150 code for a protein of 307 amino acids.
CAAGUUGCAUCGUUGUGUGCUUUACGAGCUUUUCCUCCAAAAAGUACGUCAGAAUAUUUUUCAACGACAACUUUUUUUGCAAAUACUUUUACAACUAGUUUUACAACUAUUUUACAACUAGUUUUACACCUAUUUUUACAACUAUUUUUGCAAAUAUUUUUACAACUAUUUUUGCAAAUAUUGUUCAUUUAAAUUAAGCUAAUUGAUCAAAUAUUUAAUUCGAAAAAUGUGUGAUACGAAGAGUACGAGAUUCUUCAGGCCCUGGAAUGGAGAUGUUCCAAGUGAGGAAAAAGUGUCUUCGCCAGUUGAAGAGUCGGAAGUGAAGUGUGAACCAGAAGAGGAUUCUGAGAGUGUCAUCUCGAACGACAGUGUUUGCAAUCAGUCUGAACAUGAUGAAUCGAGGAUUAGUUCUUCAUCGAGGUCAUGUUCGGUGAACAGUGAGGAUCUAUCGGAAACAAGUAGUCUGAAUAUGCUCAGUAAUUUCGUUUUUAACGCACAUCCCGAACAUCAUUCUGAAACAACAGCAAGUGGCCUCUCAAUGGAAUCGUGCAAGGACAACAUUUCUCAAGCAUAUGCAAACAAUUACUACAAUUCUUGUCCAAUGUACUCGCACUCGAGUUACUUGUCACAUUUCAAAUCCGGAAUAAUUCCAAUCGAAGGAUGUCCAAAUCCGUUUGAUGUCUACCAUCCCAGUCUGCACUACGGAUUAUCGGCCUUCUCCCCCGAGACUUAUGCCAGUGUCGAGGAAGCUGUCAAGUACAUUCACGAGCAGGAUGUUGCCGCCAAGCAAAUGAAGAAACUCAGACCGAAGAAGUUCAGAUGUGAACAUUGCAAUGUGGCCUUCAGCAAUAAUGGGCAACUUAAGGGACAUGUUCGCAUCCAUACCGGUGAAAGACCGUUCAAGUGUGACACGGAAGGUUGCGGAAAAUCCUUCACUCGAAAUGAAGAGCUAACGAGGCACAAGCGAAUUCACACCGGACUGCGACCACACUCCUGUCUUGUUUGCGGAAAACGAUUUGGACGAAAGGAUCACUUGAAGAAGCACACGAGGACACACGACAACAGAGGUCCAUAUCACGUACCUGUGGUUCCAUUUGGACCAUUCGCGAUAGGUCACUCUAUUCCAGCCGCGUUUCACUAUCCACUCUAAUACAAAUUUUUGCAAAUUUGCAAAAAAAAGCUUUCUAAAUAAAAAAAAUAUAUAAUUGCGAUUCAAAAGAAGAAUAUAUUUGUAUAUAAUGAAUUUAUGCAACAGUUUUGAUGUAAAAUGCCUUUAAAUAUAUAAAAUUUCUUGAGGUUAUGAUAUUAACUCUCGAGAUGGAAAGAAAAAAGUUUUUUCGGGAAAAAAUAGUAUAAAUACAAAAGUGGAAAAAAAAUAUUUUUGAUAUAUUGUAUUUGAGAAAUGUGAAUUUAAAUCGAAAGCAAAAUGUUAUUCGCAGUGUAGGUUUAUAUUUGAUAAUUUUGUAUUAUCGAAACUUGUACAUAUUGUAUAUUUACGAAUU